AAUAGCUUUAUUUUCACGUUUAUUGGCAGCAUAUGUGGUGAAAGAAAUUAUGUUUGAGUUGUAGUAGGCAUACAUUAACCAUAAAAAAAACGGAAUUUAUGGCAUGAAUUAUUUUCGUGCAUGUUGUGUGCGACCGUCAACAAUACAGCUUUCGUGUUGCAGCUGAGACAAAGUUUGCAUAUCACAUUCGGGGAGGACAGCGGUAAAACGGACAAACAUGGCGGAUACGUUGUUUUUCAAUCGGCCUCAGAGUCGAUACCCUUACUGGGUUAACAUUCCCCCAACUGUCCCAAAAUAUCCUUCGUCACAAGAAAUGUUCAGGCGGAGCGUUCCAGAAAAAUACACUUCGAAAGUUGGCCGCGAGUCCUACCAGCACUGGACAGACAAAUGGUACGACAAUGGUGAACCAAUGCGCCGCCAGGAGGAGCUACCAAAGGUCGUUGACCGACACGAGCCAUGUCAACGUCCGUGGGAGUACAGAAUGGGCACUUCCGCUGUACCGAAAUGGUCACGUGAGGGCAAGGACUGGCCAGUCGACGACAGGAAGUACCUGAGAUCAGGUCGCCCGGUGACCGAAACAAUGAGAGCCCGGGGCAUGAACCGUCUGAGCGCACGAGAAGAUAACCUCUACCCGUUCUCAAACUACAUGACCUCUACAUACCGGAAGCCUGUAUAUUCCAUAUACGGCCCCCUACAGAGGCCCCAGGUGUACGGUAUCACGCACCAGCACAACCAACACGGAUAUAUGCCAUUUGAGGAUUACUAUUAAUAUCUUGGUCCAGCUGUUUAAAGAUGCGAUGCCAUUGAAUCAGUUUAAUGCCAUGUACAUAAUGUUUUAUCUGUCUCUGAUUGUCAGUCAUUGUAACAGUAGCAGAAUUUUUAUAUUGUUUUUCGUUUUUGUAACCAAGCUAUUGGUGCUGAAAAUCUAUAUCUUGAAACUGUGAUGUCAUGUGAUAAAA
This is a messenger RNA of Haliotis rufescens (red abalone), 959 nucleotides long. RefSeq lists its product as uncharacterized. The record is from RefSeq and is a predicted model, not a curated record. Lineage: Eukaryota; Metazoa; Mollusca; Gastropoda; Lepetellida; Haliotidae. The transcript is spliced from 3 exons. Bases 218 to 769 code for a protein of 183 amino acids.